AUGUGUAAGAAACUGAAGAAUGAACUGGGCAAGGAAGAGCAAGCGAAAAUAAAGCAGCGACUCACCUCAAUGACUUGCGCUUUUUUCACUUUGAGUGACCACUCAACGGAAGACAAUUCUUUGCUCAUUAGGGAAUCGUCUCAACAAGGACAGCGCACUGCAGGACCCAUAUUUUACAAAACGGCUAGCCAGGCUAUCACCCAUCGCAAGACAAAAUCAAGACAAUACCUAACAACAUUCACGAUGAAGAGAUCUUUUAACUUGCAGCUCCUUGCGAGCUCACGAAGUUAUUACCUAGGGACGUUUCCUCAUAUCGUCAAAAUCCUCACCGCUGAAGCAACAAAUGACAAUGACGUCGAACAUGGCCUCAUCCGGAUGUCGCCAAGCGCGCGUGAAAGCGAUCAUAAAGACGAUGAUGAGGAUUGUGAAGGUUUCGAACGCGUUCCCAUCCUUCUGGAUCACUUCACUGUUACUGGACCUGGGGGAGACCGACGACAUUUUUGUCUUGUCCAAAAUUUGUAUAGUACAUUUGUCUCCGCGCUACGCUGCUCUUCCCCGACCAAUUCCCUACCGGUGUAUAUGGUUUGCCACCCCAUCUAUAUGGCUCUCCAAGGUCUUACUGCUCUCUAUUCGCUUGAUAUUAUUCACACCGAUAUCAAACCUGACAAUAUACUAAUACACAACCUCGAUUAUUCUGACGAGGAAAGAUCAACAAAGUUCCUUGCUGUUAAUCCAGUGGAGACUCUGGAGAAUGGGUCUCCCAAGACACAACAUAUCCCUCAUAGAUGGACGUAUAAGAGCUUGGAUUUCUCUCCCGCUGUGGAUAUCUGGGCGAUAGGGUACCUCACAUUUGAACUACUCGUGGGACGCUGCCUCUUUUAUCCCGAAGGUGGGAAAGAAGUAGAAAGUUGGAGUGUGGAGGACGACCACCUGGCGAAGAUGAUGGAGCUUACAGGUCAACAGCGGGACAAGGAUUUUGAGAAGGAUGGUGACCUCCUUCGACGCGUCCAUGACCUGAAACCACCGAUCACCCUCGAGGAAGCUUUAAGAAGGAAUUCCGACUCGGAGUCCAAAAUUCCGCCGGGGUCAACCGACCAUUGUAUUGUGUUAGUGACAGACUUUAUCGAGAGAUGUUUGAAAUUGGAUCACAACGAUCGAGCGACGACACCAACAAGUCCUAUCCAAGAGAAACAUAUUGGUUAA
Molecule: messenger RNA, 1203 nt
Organism: Lentinula edodes (shiitake mushroom)
Lineage: Eukaryota; Fungi; Basidiomycota; Agaricomycetes; Agaricales; Omphalotaceae
Product: kinase-like domain-containing protein
Exons: 10
Coding region: 1-1203 (400 amino acids)
Biological process (GO): regulation of mRNA processing; spliceosomal complex assembly; protein phosphorylation
Molecular function (GO): protein kinase activity; ATP binding
Source: RefSeq, a predicted model, not a curated record